Dermacentor albipictus is the source of this 10449-nucleotide messenger RNA. RefSeq lists its product as uncharacterized. Gene Ontology annotation, molecular function: protein binding; transmembrane-ephrin receptor activity. NCBI's taxonomy places the organism in Eukaryota, Metazoa, Arthropoda, Arachnida, Ixodida, Ixodidae. Gene Ontology annotation, biological process: axon guidance; protein phosphorylation; ephrin receptor signaling pathway. Gene Ontology annotation, cellular component: plasma membrane; dendrite. The record is from RefSeq and is a predicted model, not a curated record.
CGGAGACUACUCGGCUGGUGGCUGGCUGCGGCUGCGAACCAGUCUUGCUGCCGCUUGGCUUUCUUCUGCUAGGCUGCUAUCGAGCGGCGGGGAAGCCGGUCUCCAUCGACGUCCUUCUCUCGCGGGCAGCGGCGGCCCCGGGCUGCCUCUCUCUGUCUCCCCGUGCGUGUGUCUGUGUGCGAUUGGGUGUGUGUGCGUGUGUCCGUGCGCGCCGACGCUUGGUGACAUUCCAUUCGCGUCUCUGUUGCCGCCGGCCGGCGACGCGCGGAUUGCUUGCUUGAACCUCGGGCUCCCCCUAUCGCCGUCGCGUCUCCUUCGUUCGUGGUGGUGCUUCGUUUAGGGACGAAGCUCGCGCCGAAACGAAGGAGCCUGCGCGAGUGUUCGUGGGGCGAGAGUAUUCGACGCCGGGCAUCCUCUUCGUCGACGCGCAGUCACGGCUCCCCUGUGGGCCCUUCUUGCACCUCAGCCGGCCUGCUACCUCCUUCACCGGCGUCGUCGAACCCUAGCGAGGUGCUAAUAAGCGAGCGACCACCUCCGGUGCAUCGCAAUUUCCCUCGUCGCUGUUGCUGCUGCUACUUUCCGCGUAUCCAAAUGGACGCCGCCACGACACUCGCCCGAAACAGCGUUGCUGAACAACCAUGCUUGCUGACUGAAAAGGGCGGCACACCAGUAGCCACGCCGGGUGCAUGAUUCUACGGACCCUGCUUUAGCAGCAUUUGUAACCAACCAAGGGGACGUGCACACCGGUCUGUCAUGGACGGGAGGCAGUGGCGGCACCUGGCGAGUGGCGCUGGACUUCUGCUCCUGCUGUGGGUGUUCCCAGGUGCCCACACAUCGCUCUGCAAGUCGGUGUUCUCACCAAUUUCUGGAGACAUGCCCAAGGACUUCAGCCUGAAAGUGGGCGACCCUCUGGUGCUCAACUGCACCCUCGAGACUCCAGAGUUCAGCAUCUCGAGCAGGCGGUACUCGGUGAAUGGCAGCCACCUGGAGAUAAAGUUCAAUGACACUAAGGUGCCCAGCGAGCUGCUGUCGGUGGGCGAAAUGUGGGUGGCAUUGCGGAAGGAGCGCUCGGAGUAUUCGGACACGGGCAACUACAACUGCAACAUCCGCGUCGCCACUGACAAGGUUUUCCACGUCUGUGCCACACAGGUCACCAUAGGAGAGCCACCACUUCCUGUUGAAAACUUCCGGUGCAUCAGCUAUUACUACAAAAACCUUACCUGCUAUUGGGAGCCUCCACCAAACAGUGUCAAGACUGAAUACAGGCUGGGAGAGAUGUUUGCGUACACACGGACGCACAAGGGCUUUUAUCGGUUGUGCCCGAAGGCGGGACACUCAGGAAAUGGCUCUUUCUGCUCAUGGACUCUGCAGUCCUCGCCGCCGCUUCGCAAGGAGACCACUCUCUUUCGCCUGGUUAUGAAUGGGACGAAUGCUCUUGGUGUGAGAAAUUUCACCUACACUAUAGAGCAUCUAAAAAUAGUGAAAAUUUCCGAGCCAACUGAGUUCAAGUGCAGCGCAGUGUCCAAGCGGAGCAUCACGCUUAGCUGGAACGCCAGCGUCGAGCAGAAGGAGACUCCGAAGCUGCUUGUCAUCUACGAGAUCCACUACCAGUCUCAAUACGAGUCCAACUGGAAGACUGUGGAGGUGUUCAACAAGACGUCGCUGAUGAUACAAAACCUGAACCCAUUCACUGCGUACACCUUUCGGCUCCGAGCAAAGGCAUCGAAGGCGGUGCGGGAAGAGUUGUGGACCGACGACGUUGUGCUUUCGCAGACGACAUUGAAAGAUGUGCCUGAAGCGCCACCUCGAAUAUCGAGGAGCGGCUUCAAGGUGCAGAAUUAUCAGGAGAGACGGACCAUCAUGCUUAACUUUGAGGCACUCCCCGAGAAGAAGUGGGGUGGGGCCACUCUCCAGUACCUCAUCAAGUGCUGCGAGGAGGACGUGCCGGAAGACAGCUGUGAGAACAAGACGGUGGAGAUGCCCACCGUCACGUUCGACGGCCUGUUUCGCAACUCGCGCUACAACUUUCAGCUGUGGUCGCUGAACGAGAUUGGGUUUUCCCGGGUUCACUCCAGCCUCCAGGUGGACAAAUAUGAUGAACUGAUCAACGUACCUCAGGACAUAGAAGUCGUUGCCCACGGCUCUGGGAGUUACGUGGUUUCGUGGCGCGCACCGUCCGGUCGAAUGCCCGUCCUGACUUCCUCGACUUCGAAGUCGGCCGAGGAAGAGCACGCGGCUAGCUCGGAGCCACUAGGACCCGUGAGCUACACAGUGUUCUGGUGCCCGCGGAUGCUGCCACGCUCUUACAGCUGCAACGAAUCUCUCAAGUGGCAGAAGACGGAACUCAACACGUCCUCCAUAGUGCUCAACCUCGACGCAGGCAACGUGUACCAAUUUGCAGUCGCGGCACAGACUGUUGACAAGGCCUCGGAGAUGCACUGGACGACGUGCGUCAUUCCAGUGUCCAAAGAGCUUGAGAAGAUCACGCAAGUGACAUUGGAGAAAGACAGUGCCCAUUCACUCCUGAUGCACUGGCAACUUGAGUGCAGUGCGCUGAAGUCGUACGUGAACAGCUACCAGAUCGAAGCUUGCGCAGUGUUGCCACGCCACCAAAAGAUGGCGCUACACGACGCUGCUGGGUGUCUGUACAGCAAAUACGAUCCCAAGACCUGCAGAGUUUACAACAUUACCGACCGGGAUGAUGAAGAGCACGUCCUGGACGGGCUGUCCUCCAACGCAGUCUACAGAGCUGUCGUGAGGGCCUCGUCCAACGGAAAGCUCACCGAGGACAGCCCCGCGCAGUGUGCCAAGACCGAAGGCACUGGGGCGGACAUUCCUCUCGUGGUUGGAUGUGCCGUGGGUGGAGCUGUCGGCCUGACUGUCCUUGUCUUUGUGCUCUACCUGCUAGCACGAUGGAUGAAGAAGAAAGUUGACAUGAUCAAAGAGAUCAAGAUUCAACUUCCUGAUGGCCUUGAUUCUUCAGAAGCAAACCAGAUGCAUAGCUACAAGAACAGCAAGAAUGGUUCUGCCGGGAAGACAAGCGAGAGCAACCGGAGUCCGCACAUCGCCUACGGCCGCAUGGGCUGCUUUUCUGCCGCUGACAACGCUGGUCCUAAGAAACGUCACGACUCGGGACGUUCUCAGGGCAGCAGCUCUUCAACUGAAGAGUUGCUGUACAAGAAGACUCGGCGUGCAGACACCUUUGGCCGCAAUCCCAGUGGUGACAGCAGUGGUGGCAGCACUAACGGCCAGGAAAGCGUCGUGUCCGCCAGCACGGCGCGCACGGGCGCCGCCUCGUCGUGUGACUCCGGUGCCGAGAGUGACCCGGCAGCACCUCCCUCCCCCGACUGUCUCCUCCUUGGUGGAAACCACACGCCGCUCGCACGCUGUCGACCCAAUCUUCCCAAGCUCGAUGAAGAUAGGGUCCGCGAGAGCCAGGAUUCUGGACUCGACACUGAAGUGACUCCUCCCAUUGUGAUUCCGUCUUCGGACUCAUCACAGCCGUCCUACAGCAAACUUGGGGUGACUCCCGAUACACAGGCACCGUUACUGCAGAGUCAGGUUCUGGCUACAAGCGAGCCAUCGCUGUUCGAGGGACCUGAGAAUGUUCCAGAGCCCGUGGAACCCCUCCCGCCAUACAGCAAGUUUGGGUUGGCAAGAAGCAGCGAGGAUGUGUCGGUGGCACCUUACACCGCGUGCAGGUCAUCUCCCGACACCAGAAGGCAAGACGGGCCGCCAGCACUUCCCUACUCCCAGCUCGCACUUCGCCAACAACCAAGUGUGAAUGGUGUACCAGGGCACGUGUUUCCCAGCACAGACGUUACUGUUGGUCUGGCUCUGGAGCAGCCCCGAUUUCUGCCAAACCUUAAGAGUACGCCUUUGCCGUUCUUUCCGAAGCCGCCGUCCAGUGGAUAUGUCACAGUAGGGCAAGCCAUGAAAACCCAGCCGACCACGGUCGAGCCACAGUCGGGACAGGGCUACUCCAAGUUCAGCAUCCAGCCUCCAAAGCCCUUGAACAGGCCAGAUACGUCGGGAUAUGUCCCGCUUCAGGACGUAGUUGGGGUUCACCAGGCUGCAGUGCCAGCUACAACCAUGCCUGCUGGAGAGCCUAGUCCCCACGAACAUUUCCGCGACGUCGACUCUUCGUCUGACGACAUGGCCAUUGUUGGCGACGACAACAGUAACAACGCUUCACUCGAGGACUUUUCGUUUUCAAGUGCCUCUGGGCCCGGCACUGAUGAACUUGUGGAAGCUCAUCAGUCACCACAGCGCACAGCGGGACAGACACCUGGAUACGUAGCUGCCACUGUUGUGCCCGCGACAAAGCCACCUCCACUCGACUUGACAAGCGAGCCACGGAUUGCAUCCAACGGCUACGUUCCUCUGCCUUCUGUGUCUCCGGGUGAAACUCAAGGAGGGGCCGGGGACUAUGUGACGCAUGUGGCUGCUUUCGACUGGGGGCGUUCUGCACCUGGCGACAGCGAGAUGGAUGACAGUGCACUACCUCCACCAACAUCGGCAGCAAAGACAAAUGGUUAUGUCAUGUUGCCCACUACAGUAGAUGCCGUCAAUUCAAGGACUUCGGCAGUUGGCUUUGUGCCAGGUGUUAAACCUGAGUCAUCCUCUCAGGUGGACUGCUCGGUGUGAUUCGUGUGAGGGCCUUUAGGAAGGCCUGAAGUUUUGGAUGCUGAUAUAGGGCUGCUGCUGGCAGCUUCCAGAUCUUGCGGCUGCUCUGUGCGAAGGUGUUCCUCGUUACGCCGUCGCGGCCGCCGCCUCCAGAAGGCCCUGGGGGCGUGCCUGUAACUUGCCUUGUUGGAUUGUUCUUGUCUCUCUCUCUCUGGUUUUUACAACUGUCAUAUAUUGUCCGCCCUCUGUGACAGCCUGGUAACCCUCUCAGGGGAAACGUACGGGGUGGUUCUUUAUAUCUGACACUCUAGUCAUGAGCGGGAGUGCUUUUUAACAUUGCAAGCUCGCUUCUCAGGACAGCGACGACUUUGGAGCACAGCUUCGAGCUCCGGUGGGGUAGACAUGUGAAGCAUUUUUUGCUAUUAUAGCUAUUCAGGGACAAGGAUGUUUUGAUGACAUGGAAGGAAGGAAAAUCGCUUCGAGGGCUCGUGUCAGCUCAUUGUCAUAGUCAUUCACCAUCACAACCAGCCUGGUGAGCUCUGCUCAUGUAUGUGCGAGAAGGGAAAUAAGGUGGCUUUUGUUUGCCUUUUCGUUCAGAAGUGUGCGUCACCAUUUCGUCUGCCAGUCUGUCGUGCACAAUUUUUGCAUUUCUGGAGGCAAUCCAGUUGUUGCCGAAGUAUGUGUUUCUCCAGGGCUGCAUACUGCACAGGAUGAAAUGUGUUUGAAUGCGCAAAGUGCUGCUUCCGUCAUUGUUUGUGUUGGGGCAAAGAGGAAGUGGGACUUGGUAGUCACUCUUGCGAAUUGCCUAGUAAAGGAGAAUAUCUCUUUAGUUGUGCCAAACACAAGCACAGCCUGCGUCCCCUUUUUCUUACGUUUUGCUGAGCUUGUACAUAUUUUUUUCAAAGCUCUACAUUUAAUGUCACAAGCUAUGGCAUCAAUGUUUUAGGUUUGUACAAAAGUUACUUUGCUUUUUAAGCUUUUCAAAAGCAGUGUACAGGCUCGUGAAACUUGUCUAUAAUGUUUUCCCUUCUUUGGAGUGGUUUAAAUUCUUUGCAGUGUUCAUUGUGAUUGUGCAAUAUGUUUUGCUACAGUGCGUAGCCCAGCAAACCUCUCUCAAGCUGUACAGCGGAGCACCCAUGGGUUUCGAAGCAAAAGCUUGCAUUCUUGCAGGUGAAUGUCCUGCCUUUAUGUGAACUUAGAAAGUGUCAUGAUGGUCAGAGCGUGGCAUCGUUCAGCAGUUGGAAGACUUCUCUGUAGGUUUCUAAGGCUUAACCUCACACCAUAGAGUUUUAAUGCAAACUUUAGUAGAGGUUUUCUGGCAUUGCAGUUAUUCACCUGGCGUGGGUGAGAGGGCGACUCAGGUCAAUUUUGUAGGAUUGAUGCUUAACUAGAGCACUGCACAGGCCCGCUUUAUGAAGCUCGAACCCAGCCCGGGCCCAUGAUACCAAGACUGGGCAUACGUGACUGAGCUCAGCCUGGGCCCGGACGGACCCCGGACCCCUUUUACUAAGCCAGUGGCCGAGUGUUCCUUUUGGCCAUGGCCCGGGUGUGCAUGACCAGGCCCGGUCUAUAAGUAGAAAAGUAUCUUUUUUUUACUUACAGAUUGCACCGUAUGCAUAAACCUCGCCUUCCCGAGGUCUAAUCAGCUGCAUGCAAUAAGCAACUGAAAUCUUUGUUUUGUUUCUCCUACGGGAACAUCAGUUAUCUGGCCGAUGCUUGUGCUGUUAUUUUCCCGCUGGUACGCAUGCAUUUACAUUUAUCAUACAAUUUGGACCAAUGAGGUCAUUUAGCAUGCAGAUAUAUAUAUAUGUAUAAAGCUGAGAUUUGGUAAGGAUUCGUUAUGCAAAAAAGGUGAGGCAUGCAGACAGGACACAAGAGAAGUGAAUAAUGAAUUUGCAUAAUGAAUCCUUACCAACUAGCGGCGUUCAUGUUUUCCACUUCUCUGCUCUUGUGGCCUGUCUGCACGCCUCACCUUUUUUGCAUAACGGUACAUAUAUGUGUGUGGAUAUUAUACACACAAACAGGCGCAUUCAAGGGCAUACAGCAUAAUAUAAACGCACAAGUAGAAAGAGACACCCCUUGCAUUAGCACUAAAAUAAUAGUAUCGAGAGCUGUAAUUGUGCAAUAGCAAAGGCGGUAACAGGAAAAACAGUCUGAAGAGCGGUAUUUCGUAUAAUUUAUUUUUCAUUAUGCGGAAACACUGUUCGUUCUUGUGGAAAAGAAACAAAAUUUGAACUUCAUCUGUUUUUAUAUUUUGUUUGCUAAGGUAUACCAAGCACUCUUCACACGUAUCGCUCAGCUUGGCACAGAAUGUCUUGCUUGGCACAGAAUGUCUUGCUUGGCACAGAAUGCCUUGUACCAUGCACUGCAUAAUCGCAUGUGAUCAAAGGCACUGCUUAGGCCCUUUGAUGAGCGGGCCCACACGUAAAAUCCCAUAGUUUAAUUUUUUAAAUUGGAUGAGUGGGCCUGAGUCCAGCCUGGGCCGGGCCUGCAGCUUCAAGCCCGGCCUGAGCGCCAAAAUACGUUUCGAACGGCCCGGCCCGGGCUUUCGGGUCAGCCCAGGUUCGUGCAGUGCUCUAUUCUUGACUGGAACAGCUGCGUUUCAAUGAAGAUCGAAUGUUCAAAUGCUUGGCAUACUUAGGUGUUUGUGUUUUUUUAACAGCUUUUGAGCAGUAAAAGCCUUUUUUUAGAUUUUUUUAUAUCCCCGGUGUUGCUUUGCUACCUUGAGCACAGUUGAUCAAUCAGUAAACAGUGAUAGCUGUAAUGUUGUGAAUCAGUUAGCCAUGAAAGCACUUUCGGCCUCUUAAAGGUUUGUUUCGUUAUAAGUUAGAGAGCCUAUUUGCUUUAUCAAAUAUUUAGUGUGUGUGUGCCACAAGAUCUGGUCACUGCUUUUGCAUGAAUGGUUGGCACAGGUAAUUUGUCAUACUCCCUAUACAAUCUUAUGAUUUGAUAGUUUAAUUAGCUUCUACAUUACUAUGAUAACCCACAAGAAUGUUUGAAGCUAAACUAUUAAGAGUUGUCUCAGAGAGACUUGGCUUAUACACAAGCUAGUUGAACAGCAGUAAUUGAUGCUGCCUCUGGUACUGGUGCCAGAUAUCCUUCUAGUAAUCCUUGCAUUGAAUUCUAUGCCCCCAGCAUCAUGUUGUAUUCUACUCAAUAAUUCCUUGUAUUCUAAAGCAAACUGAACCAAGCUAGACUCGUGCAUUACUUGUCCAGAACUCUCAAGGUGUCUCACGCGCGCACACACAAAAAAGUAUUAUUGCCAAGAAAAUCAUUAUUGAAAACCAACAUCUCAGUUUCUUUUGCACAGAACCAACAGUGGGGAAGACACUGGAGAUCUAGACGUCUUGUGGUUUUAUGUUCUUUUGCACAUUUAAAAAAAAGUAGUUUUCAGUGUUACUUUUAUAUAUAUUUUUUAUAUUUUUCUUUUGAUAUAAAACAAAGCCUAUCGAUAUUCUAAAGUUAAGUUGCCUCAGCCGAUUUUCACUAAAGCUUAUGACACCACUUGGAGCAGCUUAUACAUAUAUAUAUAUGUGUAUAUAAAAUUCUGUACACUAACUCUGUGUGGGAAAGCUCACUGCAUUUUUAUUGCGGUAGCAAUUAUGUGGACACGCCAGGCGCAUUUAUGCCAUUGCCGUCUCCGUAAGGUUUCGUAUGAGGUCUAAGGGAGAUAAAAUCGUCGGCGCGCUCUCUAUGCUGUAUGCUAGUGAAAGCGUGCCGUGCUUCGUAUAGCUGUCCGCUAAUUUGCUAUCGCAAUUGAUGCUUCGCCUGUCGGGCAAAACUGCGACCUUUUCUUCUACAUCCGUUAUUCUUAUUGCACUUGUUAUACAUAACGUUUUCGUCUGUUAAGACGUCACUGAUAUCGCAGUUCAGGCAGUAAAAUGUGUGAAUGACUUUUGCCAGUGACAAAUCUUUUUGCGAAAAAAAUGCAGAGUUGUGUAUGAGCAAUCUACGAGUCUGGCCUGCUUCAGUAAUUUUUUUUUCUCUCGGUGUCACUUCAUAAAGAUGAUAUUGGGGCAAGUGCUCCCAAGCUGUUGUUCUUGGCAGUCAUCGCAUCAGUUCUUUCUCAUAAACGUCCAUCUGUGAAUAACCCAUUUGCAUAUCUGGUGCUCGGCACCUAAUCAGCUGUGCCGCUGAUCACUGUAGAGUGGUGCUUGAUGCUUUGUCGGCAACUGCACCGCUGUGUUCGCCAUUGGUGCUAAGUGUCGCUGACAGCAGUGGAAAGGACACUUGUCGAGUUCUUCUGUGUGUUUCAUGUGCUCUAGGCAUUUGUGGUGAGGCAUUAUGUCUUGUAAGAACAAUCGCAGCCUUUUACAGGCUGGAAACUUGAUGAACACUAAAGCUUGGUGUGACGCAUUGCGUCCUCAAUAUUUUUAUUGUGAGAUCAUUUGCGACGACCAAGUUGUGGGUUCUCGAAGCCUUGAAGGGCACAUGUCUCGUAUGAGGCGCUGUUUGCUAGGUGGGUCUGCAUCAUUUGUUGCCGAGUACAAGCUCGUGGGUUUGCCUCGCAACUGGGUCAGUUGCCGGGGGUGAGAGUGAAAAAACAAGCGAGAAGCAGAAUGCUUUAGAGAGCAUUAAAUGGUCGGAAUUGAUCUGAGGCCCACCACUGCAGCACCUUUUAUUUGCACGUGCUGCGAGUUCUCGUCGUAGGUUCGAUUCAUGGCAGUGGUGGCCAUAUUUCGACCUGGGUGGAGUGCUAAAAUGCCUGUGUGCUUAAAUGUAGCUGCAUGUCAAAAAUGCUUUGAAAUAUUGAGCCUCGUAACUUGAUUUGGGUUUACGAUCUGGCAAUUACGACCAUUAUUGCACUCAAUCUAUCAUUUAACAACGCAUGACAUGAGCCUUGUGCUUUUAAAAGUUGUGAUAGCAUCUGAUAUCACUCAUACUGCUCGACAUUUGCUAUCAAGCCAGUUAAUAGCUGUCAAGCCAGCAGCUUUACAUGCGUACAAAGCAGAAUGCUAAAUUGUUUUUUUUUUUUCAAAUUUGGGAAUGUUGUGACGAUUUCCGUGCUGAUUGUGGGAAGUUUGCUAUUUGAUUGUGCUGGCUCGCAAAAAUGCAGUGCAAUGUAAACUCUGGAGGCACGAUUGCUAUGCUUAUCCUCGGACAGAGUUAGUUUCGUAGCCAGUGCCUCCGGUUGAAGCAUAAAGCCUUGUGCAGUCGAUCAUUACCCGGACCAAGCUUGCUUGCACUUCACGCUGCCUUGUGAACUUGGAACACAGGACCUGUUUGACGUGAAGACCACACUCGCGGGGCAUUUCCUUUUUUCUCCAGUCCAAGCAUCGACAUCGUGCUUGGGCUGCAAUGAUGGUAUUACCACUUGCACGCUAGUUUUGCUGCCUACAUAAUAGCAGCGAAGGGGCCACACGUCAGCUCUGCCACACCUGAUUGUUUUGCCACCCCAAGUAGUGGCAGAUGCGUUGAAACAUCGUCAACGAAAGUACAAAACCACACGAGUCUGAGAUGACGGGGGUCUUCCCUUACAGAGCUACUAUUGUUUGUUUUCACCUGUUUCCUCAACUCCACACCCAACCUUGUUCUUUUUUUUUUUAUUCUCCCCCUACCCUGUCUGAUAAUGCCAGAUGAUUAACUUGUUUAUGACGUUGGGGCUUUUGUCGACGAGGACUCGCAAUCGUUUCAUGCGUCUUGUGUGUUUGUUGUGAGAGUGUGUGUAUAAUAUCAUGUUGUGUAUGGCAUAAUAUAACGCUGUGUCUGCCGGUAGAGACGGCUGGCGGGAGCGCAGAGAUAUAAAAAAAAGAAUUUGCGACAGGUGCCUGGCACAUUUGCCUAGUAUUUGAGAAAAAUGAUAAUAAAAACCUGUUACACGCA